CGAGUACACAUCCCAUUUUUGCCAUCGCUAGUACUCGGGUUGCGAAAAAGACAAGUAUUCAUGAAAAAAUGGAGUUAGCCAAGAAACUACAAGAAUUGGGAUGGCACCUGACGGAGGAGGGCCUUAAAAUCGUGACCACAGCCGUUGGCAGCGAGGAUACCCGCAAAAUAGUCGAUGAUGCACUGAAUCGUGAUAUCCGCGACAUAGGCGGUGGCGCACUGCCCGCGAAACGCGAAGAUGCCACAUUGCCCGGAAAGAUAGUGCUGCAGGUGCAGCGAGUGCGGAAUAUAGCCGCCCCCAAGGCGAAUGAGGAAUCGAAGGCGGCGCCGCGCCUCCUUCAGUUGGAUCUGAGCGAUGGCCAGAACGCCAUUCAGGCCCUCGAGCUGGAGCCAGUGCCCCAGCUGAAUCUCAAUGUGGCGCCCGGCAGUAAGAUCUUUUUUAAGGCCGACAAACUUCAGCUGAUGCAGGGAUUUCUUCUGCUGAAAUCCACUGAAAUUCAGCUCCUCGGCGGCCGUGUGGAUGCGCUCUACGAGAAGUGGGAUCUGGCCAGAACCAUGCUGAGAUACGCGCGCAGUGGUCGCCCCCUGAGUGGCACAUCUGCUCCGCCCCCUUGGGUGGCAUUUGGACGGAAAAUCGAUACCACCGCCGAAAGGGAGAGGAACUUCAAAAGUCUGGGCUCCUCGGGCGAUAAGGAUAAGCCGGCCAAGGAGAACGACGAGUUCAAUGCCAUGCGCACCGAGGCCAUUGCUGUGGCCACCAAGGCGGGCGGCAAAAAGGUCUUCGGCGGCGGAGGCCAGAACAUCAUCGAUCACAACAUCAAGAAGAUCCUGGACAAGGGUUUCAGCGAGGAGGAGGCCCGCAGUGCCUUGCAUUCCACAAGGAACAACCUAGAGCGUGCUCUGUUCAACCUCAAACGACGCAAGGAAGCUGGAGGAGUGGGCCCCAUCGAAACCAUGGGUCGUCCGGGACGUGGAGAUCGUCCGCCCAGAGAGGGAAAACGCGGGGCUAGCGCCAAGGAUGAAGCUGAAGCAGCCAAGCCCGCUGCCAAUGCCACGCUGUUCGAUUUCCUAACCACAAAACUGCCCGCAACGGAGACACCGGCUACCAGCAUCGUAGACACCUUUGCUGCCGCUCCAACUGCCCCACCCACCAUUAACCACUUUAAUCCUUUCAAGCAAUUUGGAAACUCGAGGUUCAGCGAGGCGGAUAGCAGAUCUUCAGCUCUGGGCGGCGGAGGAGGAGGAGGAGGAAAGUUUUCGGAUCGUUCGAGGUUUGAGAACAAUGUAUCGAGCAGCUUUGCCGCGCAUCGUGGUGGACAUGCUGGUUCGUCACGUGGUGGAGGACGUAAUCGAGGUGGUGGCAGGGACGAGAGGCCACCGAGGGAGGAGAGAGGCCACCGGGAGGAGAGACCACCGAGGGAGGAGAGACCGCCAAGGGAGGAGAGACCUCCCAGAGAGGAGAGACCUCCGAGGGAGGAGCGACCUCCCAGGGAGCGUGGAGGAGGCUUUAACGAACGUGGAGCUGGACGUAAUAAACCAGAGACCACGGCUGUUAAAACCUCUAACCGCAAUGGAGCGGACAACACGUCGGCCAAGAGCAAUCCGGAGGCUAAACCAGAACAAGAAGCAACUAAUGGAAAGGAGCACACCGGCAAUCGACGUGGCAGCGAUAGAGGCAGCAAUCGUGGAGGCUCGAACAGAGGAGAGAACGGCAACGCCAAUGGCAACAGGCGUAAGCAGCAGCCAGUCAACGCAGGAUCGAAUUCAGCAAAUGCAACUGCGAAGCCCUCAAAUAACGCAGGCGAAGAUUUCACCGCCCGUUUGAACAAGGUAACCGAAGAAACGGCUAAUCUCAAGGUUAGCAGUGCUCCCAAGCGAGAGAAUCGAGGCAAGCGGGGUCAAGGCAACCGCCAGGCGGGAACGGGAUCGGGAUCGGGAACAGAAAACCAGGUGAAGCCAUCAGCAGCCCAGUUGCCUUCGCAGAAGCCGGAAAAGGCUCAAAGCAACCAGAAACAUCAGAAUCAGCAUCACAAUCCCCGGCAUCAUUCGCAUGCCAACUACAGUCAAUUGGCGAAUGGCUAUACGUACGAUCCCAGCAAGAUCAUGGGUUUCCAGAGCAAGGAGGCCAACGAGUUUGCCAUGAGCCUCCUCAAGAGUCAGGGUGUCAGGAUGCCCAACCAACAGCAGCUGCAGCAGGAAUUGCCACCGACAUCCUUUGCUCCCGUAUCAGCCCCAGUUCAUGGAAAUCCCCAUGCGCAGCCCGCUCCUGUGCCUGUGCCACAGGCUGCGGCAAGGGAGCAGUUCGGGAUGACGCCAGGCGAUCCUUGGAUGUGGCAGAAGGGCGACUUGUGCAUGGCCAAGUACUGGGACGAUGGAAGGUAUUACGAGGCUGAGAUCACGGGAGUGUCGGAGAAAACCUGUGUCGUAUUCUUCAUGGGCUAUGGAAACCACGAGGAGGUUCUCAAGGCGGACAUCCUGCCCAUCACCGAUGCCCAGAACAGGCCGCUGAGCAAUGUUCACCAGCAGCAACAUCAGCAGCAGCAACACCAGCAGCAGCAGCAGCAUCAACACUCACGCUACCGCGGAGAUCGUCAGCAGCAGGUCUACGUACCGCCCCACAAACGAGAGCAUUAGACAACAGCCUGAUUAAAACGUAUUUAAAUCAAUUGAAAUGUUUCGAAUAAACAACUUUACAGUGAAUUCAAACUAAA
Molecule: messenger RNA, 2710 nt
Organism: Drosophila subpulchrella
Lineage: Eukaryota; Metazoa; Arthropoda; Insecta; Diptera; Drosophilidae
Gene: Tdrd3
Product: tudor domain-containing protein 3
Exons: 4
Coding region: 69-2633 (854 amino acids)
Biological process (GO): mRNA processing
Cellular component (GO): nucleus; cytoplasm
Molecular function (GO): protein binding; RNA binding
Source: RefSeq, a predicted model, not a curated record